Messenger RNA from Bipolaris victoriae FI3, 693 nucleotides. RefSeq lists its product as hypothetical. The coding region runs from base 1 to 693 and encodes 230 amino acids. Lineage: Eukaryota; Fungi; Ascomycota; Dothideomycetes; Pleosporales; Pleosporaceae. The record is from RefSeq and is a predicted model, not a curated record. The transcript is spliced from 5 exons.
AUGGCAUCCUUUGUAUCGUUCAGCCUUGCGAUUUGUUUUAUUAUUGGACCCAUACUAAGCAGUACGCUCACUUACCUUGAUAUCAGAAAUCUAUUCAGGGCGGAAACACAGGUUUCCGAGUACGAUUACCGUUGGGAGAGGAUUAUAGGAAUCUUUAUCGGUACCAGUUCAGUAGGCCUAGCGAUCACUGGGCUUAUUGCAAUCGCGACCGAACCCUAUCCAAUAGAGAUAUACACCUGGCUUGAUGCACUCGCCCGAAUGCUUCAGAUCUUCAUCUUUCGUCCCUGGAAUAUAUGGGCAGUACAUUUGGUAGCAAUUCUAGCUAUACUGGACAUUGCUUCCGCUGUUACAGGCAAAGCAGCAUCUCCUGCUUAUGAGUCAGCACUGCUAACUCGUUUCGGUACUGUAUCGCUUUUCUCAUUAGGACUCUCAUACGAGCAAUUAGAGAUCCACAAGAACUCAGGAUCUGACCAUAGAGACGAAGAAUAUAUGCGAUUGUUGCAUACCUUCGUCUUUACGAAUGCCGCUGCAGCAUCUAGCCAGCUUUGUGGCGCAAUCAUCACCUUUAGUUUCGCAAUUACUAAGAAAAGCACUUCCACUGAACUACGACAGGGUAUUUUAAUGCUAUUAUGUUAUCUUCCUUUCUAUGUUAAUCGAAUAUGGCCGCUUUCUAAGCCCGUCCCAGAGGGGUAA